AUGAGGAUGCGGUACUGUAGACAUGUGUACAUAAAUACCAUAUACCGUGUGUUCAUGUACAAUCGUAAUGUUAAACUAGUUCAAGCAUUGGGUUGGGAGAAUUUGGGCGGGGCUGUGUUGGGGUGUGUGCGCGGGGAUAAGCGUUGGGUAGGGUUUGGAUGGAUGGGGAAGGGGUGGUCGGGGCGCGGGUGA
Molecule: messenger RNA, 192 nt
Organism: Plenodomus lingam JN3
Lineage: Eukaryota; Fungi; Ascomycota; Dothideomycetes; Pleosporales; Leptosphaeriaceae
Source: RefSeq, a predicted model, not a curated record